AUGGCACAUAUAUUUCUCAAGAAGAAAGCCUUGUAUUUCCUUAUAUUAUUUGUACUUUCAUCAUUUUGUUUGACAAUCUUCGUGAUCAACACUACUGCUACUACUACUACAACUACAGAUACGAUAAUUGCUACUAUUAGUCAUCUGAGAGCUGGUACCAAACGAGGUGUAUCGUUUUUUCCAAUAACUGCUGGAAUAGGGCGAUCUGCGAAACGUACGGUAAACACAAGAAAAGGAAAGACGAAGAAGAAGACUUGUCGACCUAAACGAAAUAUCCUAUUUUUAAAAACGCAUAAAACCGGUUCUUCAACUAUUCAAAACAUCUUUCUCCGUUAUGGCGAUCGAAAUAACUUGACGAUUGUUCUACCUGAAAAGUACAAUUAUUUCGGUCACCCUCAACCGUUCAAUCGUAGUAUGCUGCUACCUCGAUACAAUCAGAAUUCGUUAACUAGUCAGAACAAUAUAUUCGCCCAUCACACACGAUUUAAUUACGAAGAAAUGAAAUCUUUUAUGCCGAAUGAUACACUAUUUAUAACCAUUCUUCGCGAUCCUGUUAGUCUAACUGAAUCGCUCUUUUCUUAUUACAAUUUGAAACGUUUAUUUGGUGAAGAUUCCUCGAUGCAUUUCUUGGAAACCUUCUUUUCGAUAUCUCCGAAUGUGUCCGCUUAUCAUGCGCUAUCAUAUCGACGGCAUCUACGCAAGUUCGGUCGUAAUCAAAUGUCGUUUGAUUUGGGUUUUGCUGUGGAAAACUUCGAUAAUCUGGAAGCAAUUCAAGAAUUCAUUCAAUCGAUCGACUCACGUUUCCAUUUCGUUAUGAUUGCUGAUCGAAUGUAUGAAUCAUUAGUUCACCUUAGGCAUCUUCUUUGCUGGACCGUCAACGAUAUGAUUGCUUUUCGGCACAAUGCAAGAAGUGAUAAUAACAUUGAACAUUUCACGGAUGAUUUAAAACAACGAAUACGUUUGUUCAACAUUGCCGAUGAACUUUUGUAUAAACAUUUUUCCGAUAAAUUGACUCGUUUGACAAAAAAAUUUGGUAACGGAACAAUGCAAAAGGAAAUCUCUCACUUGAAAUCGGCCACGAAGAAAAUGUUUCACAAAUGUUUUAAAGAUGAAGAUUCCAAUACAAUGAUAGUGAACUACAGACAAAAUCACACAAUGAGCAAAACAUGUCAUGAUUUAGUCAUCGCAGAACUACCUUACACGGACUUGUUAAGAGAAAAACAGAGUCAACAUCAAACAACAACAUUCAUAAUAUAA
This is a messenger RNA of Adineta ricciae, 1257 nucleotides long. The record is from the annotation of a GenBank genome assembly. NCBI's taxonomy places the organism in Eukaryota, Metazoa, Rotifera, Eurotatoria, Adinetida, Adinetidae.